GCUACGUAGUGAGACUGUCUCAAAAAACCAAGUGAGGGGCCGGGGAUUUAACUCAGUGGUGUUGCGCCUGCCCGGCAAGCGCACGGUCCUGAGUCCAUCCCUGGUACCGCAAAACAAACCAAAAUGACCGAGUGAAACAAGAGAGCCAGAACAGUUCCUUGAUGUCCCCGUGUGCUGGGACCCUGCCCCCGACCGAGCCGCGCUGUCCUCUGCCCCGCAGCAUGGGAAUCAUUGUUCUGGAGCUGUAUUGGAAGCACGCGCCAAAGACCUGUAAGAACUUCGCAGAGUUGGCCCGGCGCGGUUACUACAACGGCACCAAGUUCCACAGGAUCAUCAAGGACUUCAUGAUCCAGGGAGGCGACCCCACAGGCACAGGUCGCGGCGGCGCGUCCAUCUAUGGCAAACAGUUUGAGGAUGAACUUCACCCCGACCUCAAGUUCACCGGGGCUGGCAUCCUCGCCAUGGCCAACGCAGGCCCGGACACCAACGGUAGCCAGUUCUUUGUGACCCUGGCCCCCACCCAGUGGCUGGACGGCAAGCACACCAUCUUCGGCCGCGUGUGCCAGGGGAUAGGCAUGGUGAACCGCGUGGGGAUGGUGGAGACCAACUCCCAGGACCGGCCUGUGGACGACGUGAAGAUCGUGAAGGCGUACCCUUCUGGGUAGAGGUGGCCGCCCCUUAGGUGAGCCCGGGGCUCAGACAACGCCCUUCGGGCUCUGCCCGGGACUGGCCUGGGGGAGCCCGGGACAGCACCCAUCCUUGGAGGUGUCUCUCGGGGCUUCGUGCCGCUCCCGCACUGCGCCAUCCCUGCCUUUCCCUUGCCCUCAGAUCAGAGGGGUGCAGACUGGUCGUUCACAGAUUUCUGUCCCGGCACGCGUCUGCCUACAUUUUCCCUCAAACCCAGAGCACAGCUCUGUGUUCUGACCCUUGAGCAUCCACGCAAAGCCACAUUGAAUGCUUGCCAAGUGAAAA
This is a messenger RNA of Fukomys damarensis (Damara mole-rat), 972 nucleotides long. It is a transcript of the gene Ppil1, whose product is annotated as peptidylprolyl isomerase like 1. NCBI's taxonomy places the organism in Eukaryota, Metazoa, Chordata, Mammalia, Rodentia, Bathyergidae. Gene Ontology annotation, molecular function: peptidyl-prolyl cis-trans isomerase activity. Gene Ontology annotation, cellular component: catalytic step 2 spliceosome. Bases 162 to 665 code for a protein of 167 amino acids. The record is from RefSeq and is a predicted model, not a curated record. Gene Ontology annotation, biological process: protein folding; protein peptidyl-prolyl isomerization. The transcript has 3 exons.